This is a messenger RNA of Nezara viridula (southern green stink bug), 231 nucleotides long. The record is from the annotation of a GenBank genome assembly. Lineage: Eukaryota; Metazoa; Arthropoda; Insecta; Hemiptera; Pentatomidae.
AUGCUUUCGAAUUCAAGGAGUACCGAUAUUACUACCCAUAUUAAAAUAAUUCUGCAACAGGAAAGGUGUUAUUUUCUCUAUCUAUUCCUAAAAACAGAUAGAGCACCUUGGGGUUCUAAUUACUCAGAUGAGGUGAAACCUCUUCUCUCACAGGUUGGAGAAGAACUUAAAAUAAACGUCACAUUUCAUGCUUUCGAAUUCAAGGAGUACCGAUAUUACUACCCAUAUUAA